CACAUAGUAAAGCUUUUUUUGAAGGUAUGCGGUAGUAUUUACGUAUAUGCUCGUCGAAAUGCAACGGCAAGUGCAGAAGUAUCGAAAAUUUUGGAAGAUCGAAUUCUUGGACAACGUGUGAAUACCAAUCUUGAAGAAACUGGUCGAGUUUUGUCGAUUGGUGAUGGCAUUGCACGUGUUUAUGGCUUAAAUAAUAUUCAAGCUGAAGAAAUGGUAGAAUUUGAUUCAGGAAUGAAAGGAAUGGCUUUAAAUUUGGAGCCUGACAAUGUUGGUGUUGUCGUAUUUGGUAAUGAUAAAGUCAUUCGGGAAGGUGAUAUUGUUAAACGAACAGGAGCUAUCGUUGAUGUGCCUGUUGGAUUGGGACUACUGGGUCGCGUUGUGGACGCGUUAGGUAAUCCUAUUGAUGGUAAAGGUCCAAUUAAAAGUAAUGAAAGAUCUCGAGUUGGUAUUAAAGCACCUGGCAUUAUUCCUCGUAUUGGUGUGCGAGAACCAAUGCUUACUGGUGUAAAAGCUGUUGAUUCAUUGGUGCCUAUUGGUCGAGGGCAACGUGAACUCAUUAUUGGUGACCGACAAACCGGGAAAACCGCUAUAGCCAUUGAUACAAUCAUAAACCAGAAACGAUUUAAUGAUGGAAGUGAUGAAAAAAAGAAGCUGUAUUGUAUUUAUGUAGCAGUUGGGCAAAAACGUUCCACCGUAGCACAAAUUGUCAAGCGCUUGACUGACGCGGGUGCAAUUAAUUAUACUAUAAUUGUAUCGGCAACUGCUUCUGAUGCUGCACCUUUGCAAUACCUUGCCCCUUACUCUGGAUGUGCUAUGGGCGAAUAUUUCCGCGAUCAUGGCAAACAUGCGCUCAUUAUAUAUGAUGAUUUAUCGAAACAGGCAGUGGCUUAUCGUCAGAUGUCACUGCUUCUUCGUCGACCUCCUGGACGUGAAGCUUAUCCUGGUGAUGUUUUCUAUCUUCAUUCGCGUCUUUUGGAACGAGCUGCAAAGAUGAACGAUUCACAUGGUGGUGGAUCGUUAACAGCUUUACCUGUAAUCGAAACGCAAGCAGGUGAUGUUUCUGCUUAUAUUCCUACUAAUGUAAUUUCAAUUACUGACGGACAAAUCUUUUUGGAAACGGAAUUGUUCUACAAAGGUAUUCGACCAGCGAUAAAUGUUGGUUUAUCGGUGUCUCGUGUCGGUUCUGCUGCGCAAACAAAAGCUAUGAAACAGGUAGCUGGUUCAAUGAAACUUGAACUAGCACAAUAUCGUGAAGUAGCUGCUUUCGCUCAGUUUGGCUCCGAUCUAGAUGCUGCAACUCAGCAAUUGCUCAAUCGCGGUGUUCGUCUUACGGAAUUGCUAAAACAAGGCCAAUAUGUACCAAUGGCCAUUGAGGAACAGGUAGCAGUUAUAUAUGCUGGUGUAAAAGGACACUUGGAUAAAUUGGAGCCGUCACAAAUCACAAAAUUUGAAAAGGAAUUCUUGGCUCACAUUCGAACAACUCAACAAGAUUUGUUAAAAACCAUCAGAGAAGAAGGGAUGAUUUCCAACACUACAGAUAAUAGGCUCAAAGAUCUUGUCACCACGUUCUUGGCUGGUUUUUCUUCGUAA
Molecule: messenger RNA, 1590 nt
Organism: Dracunculus medinensis (Guinea worm)
Lineage: Eukaryota; Metazoa; Nematoda; Chromadorea; Rhabditida; Dracunculidae
Source: the annotation of a GenBank genome assembly